UGUAUGACAGUCUAGUAGUUAUGCCUCUGAUCGAGAAUUGCAGACCAAAACUUGGCGUCACAUUCUGUUUUAUGUGGUGUUAUUUCCGAUGUUCAACAGAGUGACGUGUUCCGUUCACCUGCAGCCGCACGUCAUCUUUCACUAUUAAAAAGCUUAAUCACAGUGAAACUUUCAUCGGCGUUUUCAUGUCUGCAAUUUUUUCGCGAUAUUUUCACUAACCUAACAUUUAGGUGUUAUGAAUAGAAAAUAGAGACACAAAUGAAAUGGAUAUCAAAAAACAGUAUCCAGCAAUGAGUGAGGUGCAAUUAAUACCACCAGAUAGUAGAUUGAAACAAUGUUUCGAAGAGGCAACGAACUUUCGUUUUGAAAUUUCUCGAUCGAUUCAUAGGUACUGUCGUUCUGGAAGGGAAAUUAAACAUCAAGCUGAUGUUUACAUGAAAGAGGGUGACAUAGAAAAAGCAUAUAUUUUAUAUAUUAGAUGUAUAACGAUUUAUUUGGAGAAAUUUGAAACCCACCCAGAGUACAACACACUUUCAUUAGAGCAAAAAGAAUACAUUAAAGUUACCUUAAGAGAAAUAUUACCUAUUGUUGAAGGAUUAAAACCAAAAUUGUUAGAAAAGUUCAGGCUAGAAAAUGAAAGAAAAAAGCGAGAACUAAAACAGCUAGAGCUGCAAAGGAUUGAAAAAUUAAAACAAGAGGAAAAACGCAGGAAAAAAGAAGAAGAAGAUAAAAAAUUAUUGGCCAUGACAAUAAAAACACCACCAAUACCAGCCAAAUCUUUUGCAGAUCUAGAUGAUAUUAAAUUUAAAAGACAAACUCCAGCUCCUAGUGCUCCUGAAUAUAUACCUACUUUUAAUGAUAGUAAAGCACAAACAUCAAAAGACAUAAUAAAAGUUCCUUCUGUUGAUCGUUCAACAAAACCAGCAUCCUUAACAUCUGGUGAUCGGCUUAGAGACAUUAUUGUACCUGAAAGAUUAAUGCAAAAUUUCUUACGGUUAGCUCAAAGUAAUACUUCUCAGAAUAUAGAAACAUGCGGUAUACUGGCAGGAAAAUUGGAAAGAAAUAGACUAGUGAUAACACAUUUCUUAAUACCCAAACAAACUGGUUCACCAGACUCUUGCACAACUCAUAAUGAAGAAGACAUUUUUGAUUUUCAAGAUCAGCAUAAUUUAAUUACAGUUGGUUGGAUUCAUACACAUCCAACACAAACUGCAUUUUUGUCCAGUGUAGAUCUUCAUACACAUUGCGCCUAUCAACUUAUGAUGGCCGAAGCAAUAGCUAUUGUUUGUGCUCCUAAAUAUAACGAUACAGGGUUCUUUCACUUAACACCUGAACAUGGCUUAAAUUUCAUUGCGAAUUGUCGCGAAAAUGGCUUUCAUCCACAUCCUUCGGAUCCCCCGCUGUUUACUGUUGCAAAGCAUUUCAAGAUUGAUCCAUACGGAUCUAUUGAGUCAGUAGAUUUACGGAAAAAGUAGUAUGCAAGUAUGAAAAAAAUGUCAGACUUGACAUAGGAAUUUUCACAGUUUUUACACAAUGUAAUUAGAAAGAGUUCAAUUUUUUUAUCGAUUUUAUUUAAUCGAUGCAAUGCUUUAAAACAUAGAAUUUUAUUUUUAUCAGUUCAAUUUUACCUUAGUUCAGGAAAAUUCUAAUUUCAAAGUAAAUUAAAAAAUUUUUAAACGUGUUUUCUGAAACUUUGACUACAUAAUUUUCUGAGCAGCUUCAUGGUUACCUUUGUUUUAAUGUUUCUAGGCGUACCAUAAAGUCUUUAAAAAGAUAUAUACACUUGAUGUUUCAGAAAAUAUGUUUAGAAAUUUGACUUUUACUCUGUCGUGGUAACCUUAAUCGCCAGAUUUCCAAAAUGAGAAAUAAAUUGCAUUGUUUAUUUAUCAUAAAACAAACAUAAAUCAUCUAGUUUUACAGUGCAAUUAUUUCGAUCGCAAAAUAAUUAGCAAUAACAGUUUUAUUCUCUUCAAGUCAUUAGUUAGAAGAAAAAACUAAUAUUUGCAAUUACUAGCAAUUUUCACUAUUUUUAAUUUUUCUGCUAUAUUAUGAAGUACAGAAUUGCUAUGGAGAUGUCAUUUAAUUUUUUAAACUAUAAUGAAUUUUAGCUAUAUAUAUUUUUAUAAAUAAUGAUUAUAAAUCACAAUGCUUAUUUUGACUUUUAUGUUAAUAACGUUUGACGUUUUGUAUUCGUUACAAACGAAAUUUAGUAUUCCAUACAGAAACAGUUUAAAAAUCAUGCCGUGCCUUUGGUACAAACAAUGAUGGUGUUCUCACUUUAUGUAAUCUAACAAUGUAACAUAGUUAGUGAAAAUAAGACACGAGAGUAAUAGUAACUUGGUUGCAGAUGCCAAUCACUUACAGAUAAACAAAUGGAAAGUCACAAAAAAAUUAUGUUAAAAAAAUGAACAAAUAUAUAAAUGAAUGACAACUAGUCAAAAAGAGAAUAACAAUUUCAACUUCUCGCUAUGCGUGGCUUUUACCAUAGUGUAUAAAAGAAAUCUGAACUUUUUCAAAAUUGUAAUUAAUCUUUAGGAAUUGACAGUAAAAAAAAUCUUUUGCAAUUGUCUACAGCAUCGACGUUAUCUAAUUUUAAAUUGUGAUUUUCUCGACUGUACAUAUAAUAUAUGUUAGCGUGGUAUUGUGCAUUAAUACUUAUUGACAUUGUAAUUUUUUUUCCGUCUUCAAGAUCAACCACACAUUGCACAUUCGAAAGAGUAAUUUUAUAAAUAAAUGCAACAUAUCGUA
Messenger RNA from Trichogramma pretiosum, 2748 nucleotides. Its product is annotated as STAM-binding protein. Gene Ontology annotation, molecular function: K63-linked deubiquitinase activity; protein binding; metal-dependent deubiquitinase activity. The record is from RefSeq and is a predicted model, not a curated record. The transcript has 7 exons. NCBI's taxonomy places the organism in Eukaryota, Metazoa, Arthropoda, Insecta, Hymenoptera, Trichogrammatidae. Bases 264 to 1475 code for a protein of 403 amino acids. Gene Ontology annotation, cellular component: membrane; endosome. Gene Ontology annotation, biological process: protein K63-linked deubiquitination.